Leishmania braziliensis MHOM/BR/75/M2904 is the source of this 456-nucleotide messenger RNA. RefSeq lists its product as hypothetical. The transcript has a single exon. NCBI's taxonomy places the organism in Eukaryota, Euglenozoa, Kinetoplastea, Trypanosomatida, Trypanosomatidae. The record is from RefSeq and is a predicted model, not a curated record. The coding region runs from base 1 to 456 and encodes 151 amino acids.
AUGGCAUUGUCAAGCAGCGGCUCUGCGGUGUUGAGAGAUGGUGCUGCGCGGGCAACGGCGGCGGCGGCAUCACAGUGGUCGGCACAACAGCGAUGCUUCCGAAAGUUGAUGAAGUCGCUUCGCGGUGCAUAUUUCCACGACCGCUCGAAGCUUUUUUGGGCACGACAUCGUGUCCUCGUUGAGUUCUACAAGUACUCCCGCGUCGAAGAAGAAAAAGACGUGCUGCUGCUCGUCAGUAUUGGCAACGAAAUCGCGAACUUCGUGGGGGAGUACAUGAAAGUGGACAUUGGCGCCAUCAUGGAGCAUAACGCCAAGAUGCAGUCGCUUCCAGUGGCCAAAGCAAAGCGGUAUCGAGAGGAGUAUUUGCUACAUGAAAAGCAGCACGACUCGUGGUGCAAGCAGAGGAUUCGACUCAUUAUGGACCGUCGGCCGCCACCACCGUAUCCUUUCUUCUGA